Messenger RNA from Amphiprion ocellaris (clown anemonefish), 2439 nucleotides. Its product is annotated as serine/arginine-rich splicing factor 6-like. Gene Ontology annotation, cellular component: ribonucleoprotein complex; cytoplasm; nucleus. Lineage: Eukaryota; Metazoa; Chordata; Actinopteri; Pomacentridae. Gene Ontology annotation, molecular function: mRNA binding. The transcript is spliced from 6 exons. The record is from RefSeq and is a predicted model, not a curated record. Gene Ontology annotation, biological process: alternative mRNA splicing, via spliceosome; mRNA splice site recognition. Bases 77 to 1192 code for a protein of 371 amino acids.
AAGCUCUCAGCGCUAAACAGCUGCAGCGUCCGGCUAGUAACGGAGAACCGUCGAGAACAACGUCGGCUGAGAAACCAUGCCUCGAGUUUACAUCGGACGACUGGGCUAUCAUGUCCGCGAAAAGGACAUUCAGCGGUUUUUCAGCGGAUAUGGGAAACUCCUGGAAAUUGAUUUGAAAAACGGUUACGGGUUCGUGGAGUUCGAGGACAACCGGGACGCCGACGACGCCGUGUAUGAGCUGAACGGGAAGGAGCUGUGUGGGGAGCGGGUGAUCGUCGAACAUGCCCGGGGGCCGCGGCGAGACCGAGACGGCUACGGUGGGGGUUACUGGGGUGGUGGGCGCAGUAGCGGUUACAGCAGCCGGAGCCGCUCUGGCCGGGACAAGUAUGGACCUCCAGUCCGUACAGAGUAUCGCCUCAUCGUGGAGAACUUGUCCAGCCGCUGCAGCUGGCAGGACCUCAAGGACUUCAUGCGUCAGGCAGGAGAGGUGACCUACGCAGACGCUCACAAGGAACGCACCAACGAGGGAGUGAUCGAGUUCCGCUCUCACUCUGACAUGAAGAGGGCUCUGGACAAGCUGGAUGGGACCGACAUCAACGGACGGAAGAUUCGCCUGGUGGAGGACCGACCUCGCAGACGGAAGUCCUACUCUGGCAGUCGCUCCAGGUCUCGUAGUCACCGCCGUUCUCGCAGCAGAAGCCGCAGAAGCUCCAGGAGCCGCUCUAGAUCCCACUCCAGGUCUCGUUCUCAUAGCAACAAGAGACGUGACCAUUCCCGCUCCAGGUCUGGAAGGAAGUCUCGCUCCAAGUCGGGAGACAGCAAAUCCCGCUCCCGCAACCGCAGGUCCCGAUCUCGCUCCGGCAAAUCUAAAUCUCGUUCCCACUCUCGCAAGUCCGGGUCCGGUUCGGCCGAGCGGAAGUCCAAGUCCCGCUCCAAGAGCCGUUCCAAGGUGAAGUCGGAGCGAGAUUCCCGCAGCCGGUCGAAGGAGAUGUGCGGCGACAAGAAGUCUCACAGCCGCUCAGCCUCCCCGAUGGAGAACGGGAAGGAGGAGCGAGCGGCCAAGUCGGCCUCCCGCUCCCCGUCUCCUCAGGAGGACGAACGCCGGUCCAAGUCCAGGGAGAAGCGCUCGGCCUCCCGCUCCAAGUCCCGCUCCAGGUCCCGCUCACGGUCCAGAUCGGCCUCUCAGGAUUAGUGGAGGACGGUUUGGUCCUCGUGCUGUACAUAGAGCAGUGUUUAAUAACCGGCUUCUGCUCCCUGACUUACUUUUCUCCUGCAGCCGUCUGAACGUGUUGGUCAGAUGAUGUUCUCUGGAGCCGUCAGCUGCCUCCAGAAAAACACAAUUAUUCUCAUGGUCCUAGUUCUGAAGUCUUUAGAGUUGAGGUAGUGUAAGUUCCAAACUUUCAGCCUGAUCGGUAAUAUUUAGGUUUGUGGCACGAGCCGAGCAGUUUAGUUUGUUGAAGAAGUUGUCUUUAUUGUACAGGAUUGUUCAAAAAUGAACCGAUUUUCAGUAUUUUAAUAAGGAAAAGCAACAAAACUCCAGUCGACUCAACUUUUAUUUGAUGUUUAAAGACAUCAAAUGACAUCAGUGGUAAGCUCAGAUUUGCCGAUACACGUCUGGGAGGAAUUCUCUGAUCCACUGAUGCUGCAGGUGGAGGCCACAUUGAACACUUAUUAGAGGAAAUAAAAGUAGAUUGUGAGUAGAACGCUUCUGACUCGGCUGGAGUUUUCUGUUGCUUUUCCUGAUUAAAAUAUUGAAAAUCCAUUCAUUCUUCUUGAAUAACCCUGUAUUUUUACUCAGUUUUCAGCAAAUUUUGUGCCGUUUUUUUGAUCGACUAAGUUUAUCGCCAUUUUUAAGUGUCCUCUGAUCCAUCGUUAAGUAGAAAUGUUUUGAGCUCUAAACUGUGGGAGAAAAGUAGCACUGGAGCCGUUUUUUCUUUAGAUCUGCAGCCUCAACGAUUAUUUUCUCCAGGAGUCCGUCGACCCUUGGUGUCUGGGAUCCAACAGCUCGAACUGCAUAUUUACAAGAAAACAAGGGUUUGUAUUUGAUAUUUGAACAACUUGCUUUGUCCGGUGGAUUCUUCUGAUCCUUUUUAACCUCUUGUACAUAGACGGUGUCAUCAGAAACGACCUGAACCUGGAGCAGCUUGUUUGUUUCUUCAUGGAUUUAGGUUUGAUCAGAGCCUGGAAGCCUCACAUGUCCUGUUUCUGUCACCAUUUCUUUUUCUGCCAGUUUAAUCCAGACAGUAAGGGUUAUUUACUGGAGUUUCUGAACCUGCUUGUGGGUUUAUUUUUCAUUUUAAAGCUUACUGAAAGCAGCCGCUAUCUCCAUCUUGUGGAGCGGAUUCAUAUUUUGUUUUUUAUUUGGGGAGGCUCUAAUGGAAAAUGUUCUUUUUUUUAAAAAAAUUGUAUGUUCAAUUAAAGAUAUUAAUCAAAAAUUAA